Messenger RNA from Bombyx mandarina (wild silkworm), 987 nucleotides. RefSeq names its product copper homeostasis protein cutC homolog. The record is from RefSeq and is a predicted model, not a curated record. Lineage: Eukaryota; Metazoa; Arthropoda; Insecta; Lepidoptera; Bombycidae. Gene Ontology annotation, molecular function: copper ion binding.
GUAGAGCGCUUUUUCGUUUUCGCAGAUAUUGCCACUGUUGGCAUUGGCUGAUAGGAAAGUUGACGGACGGUGAUCAUAAAGCAGCAAAAUUGUACACAGAGUUCAUAAUUUUUUUAUUUUUCCUUUCCAAGAAAUUAUUUCUGUUUUAACAUGCUUGAAGUUUGCAUAGACAGUUUGGAAUCUGCGAUUAAUGCUAUUUACGGUGGUGCGGACGAGUUGGAAGUUUGUAGUUCACUUACUGAAGGCGGACUUACACCGAGCCCAGGGCUCGUAUCUCAGAUUGCGUCCGUUGUAAACAAUAUUAAAAAUGGACGACUGAUUCAUAAAUCGUGUUCUCAGUACAGCUAUGGAAAGAAAACUCUUAAGGUUCCCAAAGUGAACGUCAUGAUAAGAUGUCGAACUGGUUCGGAUUUCUGUUACAACGAUUUCGAAAUGGACACAAUGCUAUCAGACAUUGAUCAUUUCAAGCAGUUUGAAAUAGACAGAUUCGUUUUUGGCGCUUUAACAGAUAGUCAGGAAAUAGACGAAAAAAACUGCAAAAAGAUUAUUGAGAGAGCAUCUCCUACGCCUGUGACAUUCCAUAGGGCGUUUGACGUUUGCAAAGAACCCAGUGCUACCGUUACAAAAAUUAUAAAUCUGGGAUUUAGUAGAUUAUUGACCAGUGGGCAGAGAUGCACGGCAGCGGAUUCUGAAGCAUUAGUAUUAAUCAGAACACUUAUAGAGACUUUUUCUGAUAAAAUUGAAAUUAUGCCCGGAGCUGGUGUCAAUGUCGAUAAUGCCAAACUAUUCAUAGAUAUGGGUUGUAAGAUUUUGCAUAGCUCGUGUAAAAUAACAAAAUAUUUGAAUAAAGCUGGCUGGCAGAAUAAUUUGAGGAUGGGUGAAGGUGACAGUGAAUUUAUUUAUGUUACUGAUGAAAAUAUCGUGAAAGAAAUGAAGCUCAAAAUGGAAAAUUAAAUUUAGAUAUUGCAUAAGUAAAACUUUCAAAUG